This is a messenger RNA of Pimephales promelas (fathead minnow), 612 nucleotides long. NCBI's taxonomy places the organism in Eukaryota, Metazoa, Chordata, Actinopteri, Cypriniformes, Leuciscidae. The record is from RefSeq and is a predicted model, not a curated record.
AAACAGAAAUGAUGUUCUGUUUUCCUCUUUCCCUCUCUCCCGCAGUUCAUGCCAGGUCACUGCGCUCUGUGAUGGAGGUGUACAGCAUUCAGCCGGGCUACUCAGUCAACAGGGAUGUGGAAGUGCCCUCGUCCCCUCACAGCAAGCCUCAACUCAGGCCCGAGUACGCCGACAUGAACCCUCUCCAUCACAACCACAGCUACAGAGACCGUGAGCACCACCACAGCGACCCCAUCACCGGCCACACUGCCUCACUGAGCUGGCUAACACAUCAGGAGAAAGACAGGAAGUGAUGUAACCCACUGGCGUGCAUUACACCAGACUUUUGACUAAGGAAACGCAGCUCAUUUCGGCCACAUGUAUGAAGUGACCGACAUGCUUCUGUGUGGCAUUUAGUUGUGGGUUUAUCUGAAUAGAUUUGACCACAAUAACAAAUUCAAAUAAUGAUGCAGCAGUCAAUGCAAAAAAGUUGUACAGAAAAAGGUUGCAGGAUUAUGUGAAUAGAUUUUACGCCAAUAACAUACUGGAAUGUGUAUAAAAAACUGUACAUAUUUCAUAGACGCUUAAGCUGCCUACCUUAAAGGAGUAGUUCAUUUACUCACCCCCAUGUCA